Molecule: messenger RNA, 465 nt
Organism: Haemonchus placei
Lineage: Eukaryota; Metazoa; Nematoda; Chromadorea; Rhabditida; Trichostrongylidae
Source: the annotation of a GenBank genome assembly
AUGCCGCUGGUCACGCCAAGAGAUCGAAGAUCAGGUGGGCCGGACACGUUAUGCGAUAUAGUGAUGACCGUUUUACCAGGGCCGUUACGGAGUGGAUCUCUUGGGACGUCAAGCGAACACCACGACGGCCGCCAACGAGAUGGUCGGACUUCUUCACGAAAACUCUGGACGAAAGGAAUGUUUUGCCCCAUGUCCCUCGAGCGAGUGCGAUUCACUGGACUACUGUGGUUCGUGACAGAGACGAAUGGAGACGUUACUGGCGCCCGCUCGAGGAAAUUGACGAUCAAGUGGAGUACAGGUGAUACAGGUGAAUUCACACAAAAUUUGGAACCACUUCGAUUUCCCUCGAUUUGCGAACAAAUCAUACAUCUUCGCUUGCUUGCAUUUUCAGCGUUCGCAACGACGAACUCACUUUAUUUGCUCUUUCCAUUGCUGGUCGUUGAUUUGACAAAAUCAUUCAGAUGA